Messenger RNA from Lachancea meyersii CBS 8951, 879 nucleotides. NCBI's taxonomy places the organism in Eukaryota, Fungi, Ascomycota, Saccharomycetes, Saccharomycetales, Saccharomycetaceae. The record is from the annotation of a GenBank genome assembly.
AUGAACUUUUUCAGUGUCAAGCAACAGUACUACACGGGGAACUUCAAAGCAGCGCUUUCAAGCCUUGAAAAACAUCCAGAAAACAGCUCUGAAAUCGCAGAGUUCUACAAAGCCAAAUGUCUCCAGGCUCUGGACCAAUUGAGCUCUUUUCAAAGCCAAAGUGCAUUGGGGCCUGUUUUCGAAGCAUACACAGCUGCCAUUGAUACCGGGGACCUUGCAAACUUGGAAAAAGCCGCUUCAAACCAUAAAUCACUGUUUGCCCUAAAUCUUCUCGCCACGGCGCAGGCGACGCAGGGCCAGCUGGAAUCCGCGCUCGAAACAUGCAAUGAAGCGCUCGCGGGUGAUUUGGGGCCCGGGGCCACGGAACUGGCGCUGUUGGCCGUGCAAGUCUCGGUUAUGGACCCUCGAAGAGCUUCUGUGGGCGCCCAGAUCCUCCAAAACUUCUUGGCAGCCAAGGAAGACAACUACGCCAAUGAGGACGAGAUCAUCGUCAAUUUUGCGGAGUCAUAUGUGAACUUUGCGCUGGGUCGCGAAGUCUCGGGGUCCAAUUUCUAUUUCUUCGAAGAGUUGUCCCAAACGCUGCCCUGCUGGAAAACGCAGCUGGCGCUGCUGAGCUCGCAUUUGCAGCAGAGUAACCUUCCUGAGGCCCAGACUAUUGUUGACUUGUUGGACUCGGAAUUUUACCAAAACCAGACCGAGUCUGCCAAGCUGUACACGCCCGAAUUUAUCGCUAAUAAGAUCACCUUGGCUGCCAUGCAAGGCGAGCACGUCGAUGCCCUCAGAGACGAGCUGCUACAGACUACUCCGAAUCAUCCAUUGUGUCGGGAUUACAAAACCAACAACGCCAAAUUUGAUGAGAUCAUUGCCAAAUACGCAUAA